Varanus komodoensis (Komodo dragon) is the source of this 4410-nucleotide messenger RNA. Its product is annotated as maestro heat-like repeat-containing protein family member 2B. Gene Ontology annotation, cellular component: cytoplasm. The transcript is spliced from 37 exons. Bases 1 to 4410 code for a protein of 1469 amino acids. The record is from RefSeq and is a predicted model, not a curated record. Lineage: Eukaryota; Metazoa; Chordata; Lepidosauria; Squamata; Varanidae.
AUGCUGGGAGUCCUUGUCCGCCGCAGGGAGAAGCAAGAGGAAAUCAUCCGUGCCAUCCCGACUGUCCUCCUGGAGAGCAGGAAGCUGGACUCGUCCUUCGUGGCUAAGAAGCUUAGCUUUUUCUUGGAUGUGUGUGAAGAGUGUAAGCCUCCAAUACCCAAGAAGACCUUCCAGGCCCUUUGCGACUUCGUCUUCCAGCAGGUUCUUCCACUGGAUAACACAGCACAAGAGCUAAAGAAGUCCCAGAAGGCCGAGGAUCAGGUCCCACACCAAAGUUGGACAGCAGAGGCCCAAAGGAGCCCAGCGAAAGGGGAGGUCCAUGAAGGUGGAUCGGCUACAUGUGACCUGUCCAGUUACGGGCAGCUGCAGCAGCUCUCGACAGAUCAUCGCCGCUGGCUCAUGGAUGCUUUCAGCCACCUGGUCAGCUGCUGCCCCGCGAAUGCGCUGGACUUCCUGCAAAGCCAGAUGAAGGACGAGACGGAGCAUGUCCGCGUGGGCGUCUUGAGCCACCUCCGGAUGAUCGUCGGCAGCGAUGAGCCGUGCAAGGCCAGAGACAGGAAGCGCCCCAUCGUGGAAGCCGUCAAGUGCGUUCUGGACGACCGCCGUGAAACGGUGAGGCGGGCCAUUCUGGGCUUUAUCAAAGAGCUACUCCGCUCCCAAAGCGUCGAGGGCUGUGCCGCGUGGGACAUGGUGGCCUACGUUUUCCAGCAGUUCACCGUGCCGGUCAUCCAAGCAGGCAGAGACCCCGUUUCUGACCAGAAGGAAAAGGAGAGAGAGGCGCGCAUUCAGGAAAUCUGCGUUGACCUGCUGGAGCACCUGAACACGUCUGCGGAAGGGAUGAGCAAAGCUCUGUGGCCCCGGCUGCUGCUUUUCGUGGUCCCGGCUCCGUACACGCCCACCUUAAUCCCUCUGUGUAGAUGUCUGAAGGAACUGGCUGCGAUGCGGCAGGACGAAUUCGCUCUGUUCCUUGGAUCAUGCAAAGGAGUCAAUCUUCCGAGCGCCCAAGAAAUGGUGGCGAGGCUUCUGGUCCUGGCCUCCAGCCGCGGCCCGCGGGCGCUGUGGGCCCUGCAGCUGCUUCACACCCUGCACGGCAACAUCCACCCCGCCCUGAGGAACCUGUGGGCACGGCAGGUCCCGUGUCUCUGGGAAUCCUUCCAAGUCAUGUUGUCUUUUCCCACAGGGCUCAGCAGCCAUGAAUGGGAGCAGAAGCUACUGAAGUUUCUGAGAAGGUCCCUGGAGACCAUCGCGGACAGUAUUUGGAUUCAGAGUCUGAGCAGGGAACUGGAGAAUCAGAUGCCCAGUUACGCUGAUCAGUCGACAGAAAAGAUUUUCCUGUACAAAUCUUUGGGCGUUUCGCUGACAAGCUGCGAGGAUCCCGUCUUCGUUCAGAGUCGGUUGCAGCAUUUGGUAGAAAAUGCCGACUAUAUGGUAGAGUCCGAGAGAGAGAAAGUCAUCCAGGUCGUCUCUUUCUCAGCCGUGGGCCAUUUGGACUUAACGUUGGCCAUUUUGCAUGGAUUCGGAGCUAGGAUGCGCCUGAAAGUUAAGGUUUCCGCAAUCAUCAGUCACUAUAAGGACUACCAAAAGGGCAGGCGGGCUCACGUCCACCAAGCCCUGAUGCUCGCCUACGGCGAAGUGGCCCGGCAGGCACCCAGGGAGCUGCUGAUCCCAAGGGCAGAGCCCGACAUCCUGAAGAGGGUCCUCCACCAUUACCGGAAUUGCUGCCAGGUGCUGGGUGUCAGCAUUGAAAAUAAGGACGCGCAUCUCAAGCUUGCCCUCAUUCAGAGCACCACUGAUAUCUGCCGCGCCAUCCAUGAGACCCGGGACUUCCAGAACUUCAGGCUAACGUGCAGACAAGAACUCCUUGAUAUCUUGUUGGGUUUCAUCGGGGAAGAAUCACCGUGCUCUCUGGAGACGCCGCUCCGUUCUAAAGCCAUCGCUGCCAUCGCAUUGCUCAGCAAGCUAAAGCCACCUCUGAACAUGGAGGACAUCCGCAGCAUCCUCGAUCAAAGCAUCAAAAGUCUGUUCCCACUCCCUUCCCUGGAAGAGCUGAAGGAGAAAGGGCGUCCUGAGGGAGAGGCCGUACCUGUCGAGGCGCUGCUCGCCUGCUCCAUGGAAGCCUUGGGAACUCUCAUCAAGAGCUUAGUUGAGGAGAACCCCACCAUGGAGCUGAUGGACGAGGUGUUCCAGCUGAUAGACCCCUGGUUCACGGUGACCGAGAGCAGCCGAGAGCGGGCGCUGCAGGCCAGCUUCCAGGCCCUCUCAGCCUUUCAAGAGAACGCCCCCCUCCCCGAUGGAGAAGAUUUCCAACAUUUCGGGUCCCGGGUGGCAUUCCUUGCCCCAUACACCUGUGAUGAUUCCACGCAAUGCCGGCGGUGGGCGGCCCAGUGCAUCACCUGCCUUAUGCGUAUACAAGCUCGGUCCAGACUCACCCCUGUGGAAGAAGAGGAGAUGUUCUCAGCCUGUUUGGGUCUGCAGACAGAUGCUCCCGGAGACCUCUUCAAAGCAUCAUCCAGAAUGGCCAAGGUGGCCAGCGCCUACUUCCCCCCGGAUCAAGCCCUGGCCUUCAUCGAGGCCAUCUUGGAAGACCUGGUGUCGGGGCAUGAGAAGUGUGCUGUAGCAGCUGGACGCUGGCUGCUCACCCUCCUGCAGGACUGCGGCGGAGCCCUCGAAGCCCAGAUACCCGUGAUCCUGGACGUCUUCUACAGUCGCUUGCCAACCAUCAAGCAAGACGACCUGCGGCAGGUGCUGAUGGAUGCUGUGGUCAUUGUUGCCCGUUAUCACCUGGACGCCGUGUUCAGCAGCCUCCUGGCACGGCGCCUUCCAAUGGACAGUGAGACAGGAGCGCUCUGGAGGUCUCUGGGCAGCGACCCCUCCCUGGCCUCCCCGAUCCUCCACAGCCUGGCAGCCAGGAUGGUGCAGCCCUCGAGCCCGGAGGCCGCGGGGCAGUCCUGCGGUGAAGAGCCUGCCGAGGAGUGUGCAGAUGAAGAGCCCCUCAAAGCCACUUGUGCCGUCUAUGAAGUCCUGGCCGUGCUGGAAGACAGGCAGGUCCUCGCAGAACAGUUUCCGGGGCUGUUCUGCGCUCUCCUCCGGCAGGUCAGCACGACGCUGGGGCAGAAGAUGCCCCUUUCCGUGGGUCGCCGGAGGCUUUUCCUCAGGGAGCGGCAGGUAUCGGAGGGGAACCCUUGCAGGCUCUCCGUGGCGAGUCUGAGGGCCCUGGUGCAGAAGGUCACGCGUGAUCCGUCACUGGUGGGAGAGGUCAACAUCUGGGCUUUGCUGAGGGACCCCCAAGCCCACCAGAACGGUGUCUGUCUGCUGACCAGCCAUUUGUUUCGGAAUCGAUGUCUCAGCCACAAGAUCAUCCAGACAGUGCUCCUCUGGAUGAAUUCAGGGUCCAAAAAGCUGCAGCUCACCGGAACCGCCUUCUUCACUGAGGUAAUUCAGGAUCCCAAGUUAGGAGAAAGGGAGCAGCUGAAAUUUGUCCUCCCUAUCCUGAUGGAGAGAGCAGGAGACCAGCUCGCCAGCAUCCGCCAGAUGGCAAUAAAAGGCCUCGGGAAGGUCAUCGUCAUGGCCCCGGACAAGGUGAAGGAGCAAAAGAAGGCCAUCGUGGCUAUACUUCUUGGAGCUCUGUAUGACCCCAAGGUGGUGCACGAGGGGCUUGAGAUGCUAGCGCUGGCUUUCCCGUGCCUGAAGCGGAAGGACGUGGGCUUUCUCUUUAAAGACAUCUCCAUGAAGACCGUAACGUACCUCGCUGACAAUGAUACUGACCUUCGCGGGGCCGCACUGCACCUGUUUGGCAUCCUGGCUGCUUGGACAAAGUUCAGAUACAAAACAUUUUUUGGGGAGCAAGUCAAGAAGAAUUUGGUGCCGCUCCUUAUUCACCAGUGUGAUCCUAGCCCAAAGGUGUCUGAGGCAUGCAAAGCUGCCUUUCUGCAUUCGGUGAGAUUUUUGGCCAAGAGAAAACUCAGGGCCUACAUUGAAGAGAUUUACCGCACCACGAGCCUGAGCCUACCGAAUCUGGACGCACAUCUGUGCAGGCAGCUGGUUAGCAUCCACCCCGAGCUGAGGGCUGAGCUACUGAAAAAGGCGGUGGGGUAUUUCCAAAGCCCCGGUGAAGAGAUGCGAACGAGGGCUCUGGAGUUAGCGGGAGUAAUUCUGGAGAGCAUGCAGAUCCCGGAACUGGAGGAGGCCACGCGGCAGCAGCUGCUGACCUCUCUCGAAAUGCUUCUGGAGGGGCCCAGUCCUAACCUGCAACAGGCAGCUGCCACCUGGAGAGCCUACGUCUUCAAGAAGUGGGGAGAGCUACCAAGAAGAGAAGCCCCCACCUAUGCCCCUCACAUGUAUGGCCCAUACCAAGUGCCCCGGCCGGGCACAGCCCUGGAAGCAGGAUCCGUCCAGGGCUUGUACGAAUAA